Messenger RNA from Drosophila teissieri, 2101 nucleotides. RefSeq names its product bifunctional endo-1,4-beta-xylanase XylA. NCBI's taxonomy places the organism in Eukaryota, Metazoa, Arthropoda, Insecta, Diptera, Drosophilidae. The transcript has 3 exons. The record is from RefSeq and is a predicted model, not a curated record. The coding region runs from base 74 to 2002 and encodes 642 amino acids.
AAAAACACAAAUGCGCGCCGCUUUAAAUUGGUCACCUGCCAGCGAAGCCAACUCAGAAACGAACUGAACCGCCAUGAUGGAGGUUCCCUGCAAAAUUUUAGCAGUUUGUCUGCUGCUCGUCGGCGCUCAGGCGUUCGCGGCCGUUGACGCAGCCAGGAGCUCCAAGGAGCUCACCUGGCAGUCCCUGUUCCUUGAUGCUGUGAGUGGAAAGCUGCAGCAGCCGAUGGCCCAAGAGCUCCUUGAAUUCGAGGACUGCACUGCCCUCUACACUGUGGACAACAUCGAGAUCCUGCUGGUGGCUGGCUACAAGAUUCGCCGCUGCGGCAACUUGGAGUCUAAGGAUAUUGAGAGAUACUUGGAACGCCAGGAUGCCGUCUACACGAAACGCAAUUUCGAACGGGAGUUGGUCAACUGCGCACUUCGCGAAUCGCACCAUGACAACCGGCAAUGCUACGUGGAUACCGUUCUGAACCUAUUCAGCUCCGUGCGUCCUUACCGCUACGAUCGUCGCCGCCGCAAUGCCUGCAUUUACCGCGAAGUGGAGAAGGCAGUGAUCAAGCUGAAUGCAGCCUCCCUCUCUCUGGCCAAUUGCAUCGCCCAGAGUCAGCCACAACCACAGCCGCCCCAGAACAGCACCCUGCCACCACCGCCCCAAAACACCACAGCCGGCGGACCUGGAUGGAACACCACUGCGUUCCCCAACACCAAUACCACACCCAACUUCACCCUCACCACUGUCUCUCCGAACUGGAAUACCACUGCCGAUGGUCCUGAGUGGGGAAAUAACUCUACUCAAGGUCCAUGGUGGGGAAACAACUCAACUGAAGGUCCAUGGUGGGGAAACAACUCUACUGAAGGUCCAUGGUGGGGAAACAACUCUACUGAAGGUCCAUGGUGGGGAAACAACUCUACUGAAGGUCCAUGGUGGGGAAACAACACUACGGAAGGUCCAUGGUGGGGCAAUAACUCUACUCAAGGUCCAUGGUGGGGAAACACCACUACUCAGGGUCCAUGGUGGGGAAACAACUCGACGGAAGGUCCAUGGUGGGGAAACAACUCAACUGAAGGUCCAUGGUGGGGCAAUAACUCUACUCAAGGUCCAUGGUGGGGAAACACCACUACUCAGGGUCCAUGGUGGGGAAACAACUCGACGGAAGGUCCAUGGUGGGGAAACAACUCAACUGAAGGUCCAUGGUGGGGCAAUAACUCUACUCAAGGUCCAUGGUGGGGAAACACCACUACUCAGGGUCCAUGGUGGGGAAACAACUCAACUGAAGGUCCAUGGUGGGGAAACAACUCAACUGAAGGUCCAUGGUGGGGCAAUAACUCUACUCAAGGUCCAUGGUGGGGAAACACCACUACUCAGGGUCCAUGGUGGGGAAACAACUCGACGGAAGGUCCAUGGUGGGGCAAUAACUCUACUCAAGGUCCAUGGUGGGGAAACACCACUACUCAGGGUCCAUGGUGGGGAAACAACUCGACGGAAGGUCCAUGGUGGGGAAACAACUCAACUGAAGGUCCAUGGUGGGGCAAUAACUCUACUCAAGGUCCAUGGUGGGGAAACAACUCAACUGAAGGUCCAUGGUGGGGAAACAACUCCACUGAAGGUCCAUGGUGGGGCAAUAACUCUACUCAAGGUCCAUGGUGGGGAAACAACUCAACUGAAGGUCCAUGGUGGGGAAACAACUCCACCGAAGGUCCAUGGUGGGGAAAUAACUCUACUCAAGGUCCAUGGUGGGGAAACAACUCCACCGAAGGUCCAUGGUGGGGCAAUAACUCCACUUCGGGACCCAACUGGAACAGCACCACCCUUGGCCCCAACUUCAACUCCACUCAAGGUCCAUGGCUCGGCAACUCAACCCAGGGACCCCUGAACACGACCGAAGCUCCUUGGUGGAACAACACGACCGCCAGUUGGAACACUACAACCGUGGACAACCGCUCCACCACCGAGGGCAAUUGGUUUGACCACCUGAUGAACGAGAUUGGAUCCCUCUUCUAGAAUCGAGAAGCCACGAAAAGCACACCCAAACUGUUGGGGGAUAUGGUCAGUGGAAUAAGCUUUAGGCCAGCAAAUAAAUAAACUUAUCAGCAUUGAAAA